Messenger RNA from Peronospora matthiolae, 144 nucleotides. The record is from the annotation of a GenBank genome assembly. Lineage: Eukaryota; Oomycota; Peronosporomycetes; Peronosporales; Peronosporaceae.
AUGCGAGCGAAAAUCCACGUGAAGUACGGGAACGUCGCUGAUCGCCGAGAAGACGUGGAACACUAUAUCGAGACACUGGAUGACCACGUACUCGCAAAUCAAUUGACCUUGCUGCGUUUGGACGACGUGGAUACGCUGGAUUAA